This is a messenger RNA of Yarrowia lipolytica CLIB122, 873 nucleotides long. RefSeq lists its product as uncharacterized. NCBI's taxonomy places the organism in Eukaryota, Fungi, Ascomycota, Dipodascomycetes, Dipodascales. The record is from RefSeq and is a predicted model, not a curated record.
AUGGGCUCUUCCGCAAGUAAGGCGAAGCGUUUCCAGCCCGCAGCCGAGGCCGGCAAGCGCGCCAUCGAUCUGUCCGUGAAAACCAAACAUCAGCACAUUCGCCAAGAGACGGCCGACCCCAAUCGGUCGCAACCGGCUCCCAUGCCCAUGGCUUCGCAGACCAAGAACGAGGACAUUGUCAGGGACGGCGGGGACCGAGAUUUCGCGCGGCAGCUCAUGGAUCUCGGGGCCGUCAAACUGACCGAGUCUGAGGUCCAAUACAGCAAGAGCAAUCCUGUUUUGGAGGCUCUGAAGGCUCGCGAGGCCCUGGAUGAGGCCGCUGAGGCCGAGUCUGGGGACUUUAGCAAGCCCCGAACGCUCCUGAACCCGGCCACCAUCUCCGGAAUUCUCGAGUCGCAAAAGGCUGGCGAAACAGACAUCACUAGAGACUACAAUCUGGCUCCCGGAGUGGCCGACAAGUUGAAGUAUGUGAGUGUCCCCGAAUACGAGUUUCUGGAGACCGCUGCGACCGAGGGAGAACGACACAGAGAUACCUUUUCGCUGGACGGCGGCCGAGAAGACCCGGCUCUCAGCAAACUGGCCGAUUCCGGCUUUGUUCAAGUUGAAGGAAGACAUAUUUCCGAGUUUGAUAACGCCGAUUAUGUUCAGGUCGGAAAGGGCAGAAACGCUACUGCUGGAGGUCCUCAGCCUCAGGGAGUACCUGGAGAACUGCCGGACGACAUUUUUGGAGAUAUUGCUCAGGCGUUCGAAGAGCAGAAAGACGGCGCCGAGGUGCCCAAAAGUAGACACCAGCAGGACCAGGACUUCUUCAACAGGGAAAAGGAAAGACGGUAUCCCAAGAGAGAUACAAAGCCGGUCACCGUGGAGCUUUGA